UCGGCCAUUUCGACACGACCGGCGUAGCGCGAAGUAGGAGCUGCAGCUCGGGAUUUGCCCGCUUUAGUACCGCGCCACCUUGACUGCGAAGCACAAAUGAGUGAGACGGCUAUCUCUUUCGCCAAGGAUUUCUUGGCCGGCGGUGUCGCUGCUGCCAUUUCAAAAACGGCAGUGGCCCCCAUUGAGAGAGUCAAGCUGCUUCUCCAGGUCCAACAUGCCAGCAAGCAGAUCACAGCUGAUAAGCAGUACAAGGGCAUCAUCGAUUGCGUGGUCCGCAUCCCCAAAGAGCAGGGCUUUCUAUCCUUCUGGAGAGGAAACCUGGCCAAUGUCAUUAGAUACUUCCCCACCCAGGCCCUCAACUUUGCUUUUAAGGAUAAGUACAAGAAGAUUUUCCUGGAUGGUGUCGACAAGCGUGCCCAGUUCUGGCGGUAUUUUGCCGGCAACUUGGCCUCCGGCGGUGCCGCUGGUGCCACUUCUCUCUGCUUUGUGUACCCACUCGACUUUGCCAGAACCCGUUUGGCUGCCGAUGUGGGCAAGGGUGGUCACGAGAGGGAGUUCACUGGCCUGGGCAACUGCUUAAUGAAGAUCUUCAAGUCUGAUGGCCUCAGGGGCCUGUACCAGGGUUUCAAUGUCUCUGUCCAGGGAAUUAUCAUCUACAGAGCUGCUUACUUUGGCAUCUAUGACACAGCUAAAGGUAUGCUACCAGAUCCCAGAAAUACUCACAUCAUCGUCAGCUGGAUGAUUGCCCAGACGGUGACCGCUGUUGCUGGCCUUGCAUCCUACCCCUUUGAUACCGUCCGUCGUCGUAUGAUGAUGCAGUCAGGCCGUAAAGGAGCUGACAUCAUGUACACUGGUACCAUCGACUGCUGGCGGAAAAUUGCCCGCGAUGAGGGUGGCAAGGCUUUCUUCAAGGGAGCCUGGUCCAACGUCCUCCGAGGAAUGGGUGGCGCCUUUGUGCUGGUCUUGUAUGAUGAAUUCAAGAAGUUCAUUUAAACAGUUUUUACAUGUUUAUUGUUACUGUUGUCAAACAGGGUUAACUGUAACAUAUCAUGUACAUUUGGAAGGACUGUCAAAUUCCGCCUUAUUUAUAGGGACCAACUAGUAUUCCAGUACUAGUUGUGCUGGGGGGAGUAAGUUGUGGUUUUUUUUUUUUUCCUUGUCCCUCUCUCCCAUCCCCAUUAUGUCAUUCCCACAAUCUGAUUUUGAAGCGCUACCAGUCAUCCAGCCAGUCUGUUUUUAGUUUUCAGUUUAAUAAAUGAAACCUACUGACUGAA
Messenger RNA from Scleropages formosus (Asian bonytongue), 1274 nucleotides. It is a transcript of the gene slc25a5, whose product is annotated as solute carrier family 25 member 5. The transcript has 4 exons. The record is from RefSeq and is a predicted model, not a curated record. Gene Ontology annotation, biological process: mitochondrial ADP transmembrane transport; mitochondrial ATP transmembrane transport; negative regulation of mitochondrial outer membrane permeabilization involved in apoptotic signaling pathway. Bases 97 to 993 code for a protein of 298 amino acids. Gene Ontology annotation, cellular component: mitochondrial inner membrane. Lineage: Eukaryota; Metazoa; Chordata; Actinopteri; Osteoglossiformes; Osteoglossidae. Gene Ontology annotation, molecular function: ATP:ADP antiporter activity.